AUGAAGCCAGACCUUGGAAAAACAUGGUACAAAGUUAGGUGGCUUGGAAGGUAAGAUUCUAAAUAAUGAACAUACCCCCAGAAAUCCACACAACAUUUGAGCAAAAAAAAUUUUUUUCGUCCUAUGAUUAAUUUGAUUACUUCCUCAAUUCGACCUGUGUACAGGACAUAGCAUUCCAAGUGAAUGCAAAUAAUGUAGCUACAAUAAGUACCAACAAAGUCAAUUUCCACUUAGGUUUAUACGUUAUAAUAGCAUUGUCCUGGAUUGUCUCUCUACAGGUGGUUUAACCAAUGGCGACUGUCCUCUGAGACUGAAAAAGAUCAGCCGAAGCAAGUUCAGUCCAUUACUGACCCUGCCAAUUUUGUGUGUGAGAUGAUGCUGUUUGAGUUCAAAAAACCAGGAUGCAACCCUGAAAUUAAAAAAGCUGAGUUUGGUUGUUGCUGACCUUAACCAGUUUGUGCAACUUCGUUUGGAUGACAGUGAAAAGUAUAAUUCUUUGGCUUUUAUUCGGUUAUGAACAUUACUGUAGCAGCAAUGUCAAUCAUUACUGUGAAUAGAGGUCAUUCAUUGCAAAUGUAAGGUAGGCUUUUAGCACUGUCUCGUGAAGGAAUUAUCACUAUUUAUUUUAGGAAUGGACGCUUGACAUGGAAUAAUGCCAUCCCAGAUCAGGAAGUCCACUUAAAACCUGGAGGUGAUGCUGUUGGUGGGUUCCCUCAAAAUGGCUUUCCAGAUUGCCAACCUUAAACAUCCAAAGUCAAAACAAGUACAGUGGUCUUUGCCAUGUUCCACGCCAAAGAUACAUGGACCACUUUAAAAAUACAGGGAGCCAGUGUACACCCUAAAGGAAGCUACUUGGAGGUUGGUACAUACACUGUAAAUGUACUAUAGAUUUUUUAUAAAACAAUACAGGGUAAAACCUCCACACUGAGGCAUCCUGCUGAAAUUCAACAUUGAUUUUUUUUGCUGUUGUAGAGGCAAAAAGCAAAUACUUUUCCUCUUUGGUGACUAGAAGUUCUUACGAAAGAUAUUUCAAACUGCUGGAGCCUCAGGUAAGUUCAAAUAAUUAAAACAUACAAAACAUAAAAUAUUUGAUUAAUAUAAUUAACUAAGUAGAACCUUCCCAACUUGUAGCCCAAAAACACUUUCUGUGGAAGGAGUACUAAUAAGUAAAUUAAUAUCUUGCAGGCAAGUGUCCAUGCCUCUGGUGCCUGAUCACAUAUGAGAUGCUCCAACUCUCUUGCCAGGAUCCUCGUCAUUGGCAAAUAGAAAAGAGAAACAUGAAGAACAUUGAAGAAGAUUAUAACAAGUUUGUUGCAGAUGGCUGUGUAACAAGUCGACAGAAGUGUUAUCACAAUAUGAUCCAUGAGAAACUGCUUGACAUUGAACUGGAAAGGUAAAUAAACUAUCAACUCUUUUUUUAGCUUAGGAAAAACAAAUACUAAUAAAACAGGGCAUUAAAAGGAAACUUAGCAAUCUGAUUCUUUCUUCAUUGUUUCUGGACUUCACAUCAGCUUGGGUGUUUUCAAGAGAUUAUUUGAUGAAAUUGAGAACCAAAGCGCUGAGCUGGACAAAAUAAUCGAAAUGGAGCUGGCAGCUGACAGUGAUAACAAUGAUGAAAGAAUCCUGGCACUCAGAGCUGCUCAUCAACACAGUAGUGUUCAAGGUUGUCUUCUAUCAUGGCUGACAGAC
This is a messenger RNA of Porites evermanni, 1689 nucleotides long. Lineage: Eukaryota; Metazoa; Cnidaria; Anthozoa; Scleractinia; Poritidae. The record is from the annotation of a GenBank genome assembly.